UACAUUGAGCAGGCUUACGCCCACGAAAGUUGACUCCGUCGUAAACCUCCGAAACACGCGAGCAGGCGAAUUCAAGCAUCAAUUAGCUCGGCGCUCAGCCGAGUGGGCUUCCUUGAUCGAUGCGCUCUGCAAUCGGGGAGCGACGGUAAAUCGGACGGAGCCUACAGUACUGCGGUACGGUACUGAGUUCGGAGAAGCCGCCGCCGCUCGACAGCUUGGUGCUCCUCCAGCAGGCCAAGGAAAGCUGUUCGAUGCGCUCUGCGCUCGGGGUGCUCCUGGUCUAGUCCGGAAGGAAUCGUGGCGCCGCCGCCGCCAGCCCUCGGCUGAUGGUGUGAGCGACCCCCUCCCCAGGCCGUGGCCUUUCCCAGCGUCCGGCGCCAUGAACCUGCUCCCCGUAAAUCCGCACGGGAAUGGGUUGCUCUUCGCCGGCUUCAACCAGGACCACGGAUGCUUUGCAUGUGGAAUGGAAAAUGGAUUUAGAGUGUUUAAUGCAGAUCCACUCAAAGAGAAGGAGAAACAAGAAUUUCUAGAAGGAGGUGUCGGCCAUGUUGAAAUGUUGUUUCGCUGCAAUUAUUUAGCUUUGGUUGGUGGAGGGAAAAAGCCAAAGUAUCCACCUAAUAAAGUGAUGAUCUGGGAUGAUUUGAAAAAGAAGACAGUUAUUGAAAUAGAAUUUUCCACAGAAGUCAAAGCUGUUAAGCUACGAAGAGACAGAAUUGUUGUAGUUUUGGACUCAAUGAUUAAAGUUUUCACAUUCACACACAAUCCUCACCAGUUACAUGUCUUUGAAACCUGCUAUAACCCUAAAGGUCUUUGUGUCCUGUGUCCAAAUAGUAAUAAUUCCCUACUUGCAUUCCCUGGAACACAUACUGGACAUGUGCAAAUAGUAGACUUGGCAAAUACUGAAAAGCCUCCAGUAGAUAUACCUGCUCAUGAAGGAGUCUUGAGUUGUAUAGCCCUAAAUUUGCAGGGAACAAGAAUUGCCACAGCAUCAGAAAAAGGGACCCUUAUAAGAAUAUUUGAUACUUCAUCUGGGCAUUUAAUUCAAGAGCUGCGCAGAGGAUCUCAGGCUGCCAAUAUAUACUGUAUAAACUUCAACCAAGAUGCUUCUCUUAUCUGUGUAUCAAGCGAUCAUGCCACAGUGCACAUUUUUGCUGCAGAGGAUCCCAAAAGGAAUAAACAAUCAAGCUUAGCAUCAGCCAGCUUCCUGCCCAAAUAUUUCAGUUCUAAAUGGAGUUUUUCCAAGUUUCAAGUUCCUUCAGGUUCUCCGUGCAUCUGUGCCUUUGGAACAGAGCCAAAUUCUGUCUUAGCAAUCUGUGCAGAUGGCAGCUACUACAAAUUUUUAUUCAAUCAAAAAGGGGAAUGUUCCAGGGAUGUCUACGCUCAGUUCCUAGAAAUGACUGAUGACAAACUUUGACUGGACUGAUGGAAGUAUGGUUGGGGGGAGGUUAUCAGAAUCCCCUUCCCAAUUCUAUUGAAGAGACAACCUCUGACUUGCUAAGUUGAUGGCGCUGUUCAAGAUGGGAUUGAUCUGGUCAACAAUUGGAACAAGGCAAAGGACUAAUGUUAGCUCUCCACAGUUGGUUUUAAGUGUUACUUUUGGCAGCUGCUGUUCUUUUCCUCCUCAAGUUUCAAUAUGAGGGUUCUCCCUGUUAAAUAUCAUGAAACUUAGUACCUGCCGCGUCAUAAAGUUGAAAAGUUACUAGAGUUUUGAUCAGUUGAAGACUGUUCAGAUUACAGCAGGCAACCUAAUAGAUAUUUUGGAGUGUUGAAAAUGGCGUACCAGUCAUUUAUAGCAGCAGCUUUUGCCUUUACAUAUAUUGUUUCCUCCUAAUUCCCAGAAAGAAACUGUAGCAAAGUUGCUCUGAGUUGCAAUUACUGAAAAAUAGAACAAUCAAGUCUGUUUCCAUAUUGCUGUGAAUAGGUAUUAUUCAUGUCAUGUAUCAGAGGUGCCAAAUAUUCUAUAGCAACCAACAUCAAGUGCUGUUAACUCAAGUGAUUCUAUCAGGUAAGAAGUGAGUGCCAAUGGAAAGGGCUUAUAAGGCUGUGUUGUCUCUAUCUAGUAUGUAAUCAUUCCACACUACUAAAAUCUAGUCCCUUGUGUUCUGGUACUUAAGUUGGGGAAGAAAAGGAUUAAUAACAGCUCUCUGUGAUAAGCAGCAGAUGCUAGACUCUGCUUCUAUAGCCUCCAAGAUUUAUGUAUUCAGAACACACUAAAUUGCUGCCUCUUAUAAGGGAUAAAGAAGGGACAUACCUAAAUUUUCAAAACACUUGAAAUACAGGUAUGUGAACACUUAAUUUUAAAUUACCAUCACCUUACAGCACAGCUUCAAUUAUUAAAUUCCUUCAUUUACACACACGCUUCAAAAUUUAUUGAAGGCUCAGUACAUUCAGCUGUAAAGUAUCCAAACUUUUCACUUAAUUAAAACCUAUACUCAAAUGUGGGUUUGCAUGUUGCUUUUAAAUGUGUACUUAAUCAUGAAAUUAUUUUGCACAUCUUUUGUAAUAUUCUUUAAUUAAAAGUGACUAAUUUACUGUAUUCGGUUAAUGGUAGCAAAUUAGAAGCUUGUUUUACUUUUCUUACUCUUAACUUUUGUAAAAUGUGUUAUGUUGCCUGAGAGAUUCCAAUCCUGUCAGCCAUCUUUUGAAGUUUGCUUCCAGCUCCACUCAGUACCCAAGAUUCAGACCUCCCAAAAUGUGUAGGAAGAACCUCUUCUCUCUCUCACCCUUCAUUAAAAACCUGCAGUCUCUCCUUGCUCUAGGUCUGACAGAAUGCAAGAAAUACAAACCUCACUUUUUCUACAUGGGGAUUUUAUUUAAUGAAUUAGCAGAUUCAUCUUGAAAGUAAUAGUCUGCUCAUACUUUGAUGUUAGGCUUAGUAGUAAUGCUGUAUUUAAUCGAAGUAAUAUCUGAUGAUUUCAGAUCUCAGAGGGAAGGAAUAUGCUCUAGAGGUAAACAAGUGUUAAUGUGCUGGAUUGAAAGCUGUCUGAAGUUCAACUUCAAGGUGUUAUUUUCCACAUUCAACACUGCAAUCAGUACUGGUUUGUAAAUACAUGCUAUUUAUUUUAGAGGUAGUGUAUUCGUGACAUGCUAAGCCAGGUUUAGCUGCAACUAUCUCACCAAAUGAUAUGGCAAACUCAGCCAGCUACCACUCGUUUUGUGACUUUUUGAAAGAGUGGGGUGGCCUAAAGGAGAAUUGAGCCUCCCCCAACCUUGGUAUCCCCAAUUUACCCCCUGCCAUCUACGGACUGAGACUAGAACUAAGAAAAACUGCAGGGUUUCCUCUUGCAUCCACUCCUGUUUUGCUAUUUAGAAGUCGUAAGACAGUUAACGUGGUUAUUGCUUUUUAUUGUAUUGUAAUCAGAAUUAUGUUGUUUGCAUCCCAGAAUCCAUAUUGAUGGGGGAGGGCUUUUAAACUUUAAAUACAAGCACUGCUGUUUAGAUGACAGAGCCAUUCAAUUAACUAGAUUUAAACUAUGAAUAUAUAUUCAUAUCUGUAUCAAAUAUUAAAAUAAUCCAGUGUAACUAUAGUGUAACCUAUUGCCCAGGUUUAGAUGUCACACUAACAAUAUGUGGUUUAAAUUCUCAAACUACCUUUGCCACUUUUUUCUACAUUUUUACUAAAAUUUACACAUCCAAUUUAAAUAAAACUAAUAUAUAAAGUAUAGAAGCUGUUCAUGAAUGCUUGUGCUCAUGUGGCCUGAGGUCCCUAAGAGCCAGACCAACUUCAGGCCACUUUAAGCCCAACAAUGUUCAGACAUAUGUCAAGCCAUUCUGCCUGGUUCAUAAUAAUCCAUGCACUAACAUGUCUCCAUUCUUUCCACCUCUUUAACUAUGCUCCUAGGCUGUCCUAAAAUUAUAUUGGCUGAACUUAGAAUAAUUGCCAUUUGUGAUCAAUGCUGAUUAUAUAUUCUGUUUUGUGCUUAAAUGGAAAUAGUGAUUUGGGGAGAGGAGACAAGAUAGUGGUACUCAUGUUCACCAGGUAGAAUGACUUAAUAUCUGAAUAUGCUAGUCACUGGGUUCGUAUCAUUACAUUAAACCAUAGUAUGGUUUGUUUUGUGUUUUAGCAUAUGUGAACCCAUCCAAUUGUGAUUUAUUCAGACAAUUCCACCUGCCUGAACCACUGAGAGAUUUGUGAUCAAAUCUGUGUGUUUAAUGAAUGUAACAGAUAAAGGCUUAAAUCUUUCACUCACUGCUUCCUCCAAUAAAAUUUUCCCCUAAGAGUGAGAUGCCGCUCCUACUGGGUCUUGUCUAGUUGGUUUUGCAAUGUAACAAUAACUUACAGUAAAUGGCAUAUAUAUUUAUGGGCACUAAUUCAUAUUGUAUCAGGACCCAUAAGGGAGCAAAGGGACACAAAUGACAAAACUUGCAUGCUAUCAUCAGGCAAACACCAAGACUUAUGCAUUUAUCAAACAUCAGAAUGCAAGAACAUAAUUGUGACAUCAUAUAAAUUGUCAGCAUGUGCAUGUCUAUUGCUAUGGACAUUAAUGCACUGUUAGGCUAGAUUUCAUGCUUUGUAAUGAUCCAUAAUGGAAUUUUAUUUGGUUUUAGUUUAAAAUACUGUACAAACCCAACUACUAGUUCCUUAGCUGCUGUGUCACUGUAAAGAAAAAAAUGGUUACAGUAACUAUAUAGAGAAGAUUAAUUCAGCAAUUCUAGUAAGAUUUUUUUUUUCUUUGUGCCUUUGAAUCAGUCUUGACUUCUGGCGACUGCCUAGACAACUCUCUGC
This is a messenger RNA of Python bivittatus (Burmese python), 4726 nucleotides long. RefSeq names its product WD repeat domain 45B (gene WDR45B). Gene Ontology annotation, molecular function: protein binding. The record is from RefSeq and is a predicted model, not a curated record. NCBI's taxonomy places the organism in Eukaryota, Metazoa, Chordata, Lepidosauria, Squamata, Pythonidae.